AUGGUCUCUCUCCACAUGCUGACAGCCUACUUGCUGACAGCCCUCAUCUGCGGCAUCGCACACUCCCUACCAGUUUCUUCCUUCGAGGCCAGCCUUGCGAUCGGGAAAAUCAUCAAAGCUGGACCGCCUCUUUCUGACCUGUCUGGAUCGCAUCAUCGCCGCCUUGCCGCCCGACUUUCCUCAGCACGACACAAGGCGAGAUACCCAGAUGUUGUACAGCGCACUGAGACGCCUGGUGGUUUGUUCGGAGACAAUGGCGUUCCCGACCUUGCUGAUGUAGAGCAAACUUCGAUACCAGACUGCGGUCUGAUAGCGGUGCUCGGCGCUCUGGUCGGUCAGGACCCCAAGUGGAUCACAAACCUCGUCUCUUUUGCCGGAGAUGCCUCUUCCACCCGUUAUGCCGCUUUCAAGCUCGUCCAGCCUGACAGCCUCAAAUCUGCUGCCCAGAAGGUGGCGAAAGCCGCACUCACGAACGUUCGCUCUGACUCGCAUGAGGGCUGGUGGGUAGGCGGAAUCGAGCAAGCUGUCCGGCAGAUGGGACGCGACGUCGCCAUGCUCCCCUCUGAAGCCCUCGAGAUGACCACACGACGCAAAGCCAGGUUCUACUUUACCGCCACCAGCAAAGAUGCACCCGCAGAUUGGCUGUCGAAGAAUGAGACCUGGAAGCUGAUCUCUGCCAACGCCCACAAGACCCCCAUGAUUCUGCAGAGUAUCCAGGAGAAGCCUGUGAUCCUGGACAAAGGCCACGCAUUCUGGAUCAUGUCAGGGAAUGAGAACGACGGGAAGCGCUGGAUCACACUCUGGAAUCCGCAUGGCGAGAAUGAAGUGCACGACUUUGACGUGAUCUGGUCUGACUGCUACGCUCUUUACUCAUUCGUCGACAUGUCGGCGACGCCCUGA
Molecule: messenger RNA, 900 nt
Organism: Dioszegia hungarica
Lineage: Eukaryota; Fungi; Basidiomycota; Tremellomycetes; Tremellales; Bulleribasidiaceae
Exons: 4
Coding region: 1-900 (299 amino acids)
Source: RefSeq, a predicted model, not a curated record